This is a messenger RNA of Diversispora eburnea, 474 nucleotides long. The record is from the annotation of a GenBank genome assembly. Lineage: Eukaryota; Fungi; Glomeromycota; Glomeromycetes; Diversisporales; Diversisporaceae.
AUGAGCAAACGUACAUCAGCUUCGCUUAAAAACAAUGCUAUUUCUCGCACCUUUUUUGAGGCUAAAAUAGGAAGAAGCUAUGAUAAUACUGGAAUAAAGUUUUUGUCCCCAAGCAUGACAAACCCAAGUAUGCCGCUGCAAUUUCAUGCCAAAAAAUAUUUGAGUACCAUUCCUAUAUCUUUAACCGACAAAUCCAUGAAUAAUUUGAACACUUAUUUUACCGAAUGUAGUUUUGAUCUUAAGCAUAUUCAAGAUUACCCGGGACUCUAUAAAAUUGGUCUUGAUAUUUGUGAUGAAAAUUGCGACUACGAAGAUCUUGAAUUCAAAUGCAAUUGUAAUACCAAACAUAUUGAGUAUUAUAAUGAUUCAACAUUAUCAAUUAUUGAAAGUGUCGAAUGUUGGAUUUAUAAUAAUCUGACACGUCCAACAACUGACAAGAUCAAGAGUUUAAUGACACUUUCAUAUUCUGCUUAG